This is a messenger RNA of Hipposideros armiger (great roundleaf bat), 2081 nucleotides long. It is a transcript of the gene ADORA2B, whose product is annotated as adenosine A2b receptor. The transcript has 2 exons. The record is from RefSeq and is a predicted model, not a curated record. Gene Ontology annotation, molecular function: G protein-coupled adenosine receptor activity. Gene Ontology annotation, biological process: adenylate cyclase-activating G protein-coupled receptor signaling pathway; G protein-coupled adenosine receptor signaling pathway; vasodilation. Gene Ontology annotation, cellular component: plasma membrane. Bases 46 to 1044 code for a protein of 332 amino acids. NCBI's taxonomy places the organism in Eukaryota, Metazoa, Chordata, Mammalia, Chiroptera, Hipposideridae.
GCUGCCCGGCUCUCUGUGCGGCCCGGGUAGGCGAGGCCACCGGCCAUGCCGCUGGAGGCGCAGGACGCGCUGUACGUGGCGCUGGAGCUGGCCAUCGCCACGCUGUCAGUGGCGGGCAAUUUGCUGGUGUGCGCCGCGGUGGGCACAUCGAGCACGCUGCAGACGCCCACCAACUACUUCCUGGUGUCCCUGGCAGCGGCAGAUGUUGCCGUGGGUCUGUUCGCUAUCCCCUUUGCUAUCACCAUCAGCCUGGGCUUCUGCACUGACUUCCACAGCUGCCUCUUCCUCGCCUGCUUCGUGCUCGUGCUCACGCAGAGUUCCAUCUUCAGCCUCUUGGCGGUGGCCAUCGACAGGUACCUGGCUAUCCGCGUUCCACUCAGGUAUAAGAGUUUAGUCACUGGGACCCGAGCGAGAGGAGUCAUUGCUGUCCUCUGGCUCCUUGCCUUUGGCAUUGGACUGACCCCGUUCCUGGGAUGGAACAGUAAAGACAGUGCCACCAACUGCACAGAGUCCUGGGAUGGAACCACAAAUGAAAGCUGCUGCCUGGUGAAGUGUCUUUUUGAGAAUGUGGUCCCCAUGAGCUACAUGGUGUAUUUCAACUUCUUUGGGUGUGUCCUGCCCCCACUGCUUAUAAUGCUUAUGAUCUACAUCAAGAUCUUCAUGGUGGCCUGCCGGCAGCUUCAGCGCACUGAGCUGAUGGACCACUCGAGGACCACCCUCCAGCGGGAGAUCCACGCAGCCAAGUCCCUGGCUAUGAUCGUUGGGAUUUUUGCUCUGUGCUGGCUACCAGUACAUGCCAUCAACUGUGUCAGCCUUUUCCAGCCAGCUCGGGCUAAGGAUAAACCCAAGUGGGCAAUGAACAUGGCCAUCCUCCUGUCACAUGCCAACUCAGUUGUCAAUCCCAUUGUCUAUGUCUACCGGAACCGAGACUUCCGCUAUACUUUCCACAAAAUCAUCUCCAGGUACGUUCUCUGCCAGACAGAUGUCCUCAAGAGUGGGAAUGGGCAAGCGGGAGUGCAGCCUGCUCUUGAUGUGGGCCUAUGACCCAGGUUUUGUCCUCUUCGAGAAGGCACAAAUUCACAGUACACAAACGACAGGACAUGAGCGGCUGAAUCUCAUUGUGAAAGACAGCUACACCUCACAAGCAUAUGGGUUGCCUCUUUUGAGCACUUACCCGGAGUUACCACAUAUCUAGCUAAUAUGUAUGUGUUAUUAGUAGGUUCCAGAGGUCAACAAAUAUACAUGGUUCUGUGUGGCUGCUCUUACUGUGUGGAUGAUACGGACGGUCUGAAUGCAUUGCAAAAGAAUAACGUUUUUUUGAAAUCUGCCUCUUUCAUGGUAGAAAAUGAUUGAAACUAUUUUACUGUGCAAUACUGUGAACUAUUAUAAUACAAAUAUUUUUUAAACUUAGAGGCAAUGGAAAAAUAAAAGUUGGACACACUAAAAAUAUAUAUUAUACUUGUUCCUGGGAAGGCGACCAGGAAAAUUAGAAGUAUAAUUCUUUAAUCAAGAAACAAUUUAUGGAAAUGAUACUUUCAUAAGUUUUUAAGAAGAUUAUCAUAACAAUUUUGAUAACAUUCUUAUCCAUAUACAGCAAAUUACCCUAGAGAAAUAGGGUCCCUCCUCUACCAGAUUCCAUUUUCCCCUCCUAGAGCUAACAGUUAAUUUUCUCUCCUAAGUUCAAGUUUUGCUGGAUCCCAAAGUGUGAAAAUUUUACAAAAUAAAAUUAUAUAAUUAUGUAUGUAUAUUAGGCAAAAUAAAAAUAAAACUUAAAAAAAACUUAAGAAGUUUAGGAUGCUGCAUCAGCUUGUCAUUCAGAGCUGCAUCUAUCUUCUAUCCUUUAUCCUGAAGACUGCUUAAAAAAGUAAGUUUAUACCCAGCAUGUUUCCCAAUAGUAUAAAAGUCUCGAUAGAUUUUAUUUGCCACACUUCAGUAUAACAAAAGGCUCUGCCAACCACAGAACACUGCAACAUUUGUGGCUUUGUCACACAUUCAUUCAGUAGUCCCUCAGGUUUUGGGUACACAGGGUUGGGGGUUUCCUAGGCUGUAAAGUCACCUUUUCAUCUGUUUGUUCAUUGCUU